CUUCCCUCUCUCUCUCUCUUCCCGUGAAGCUUAGCCAUGUGGUCAGCCUCCUGCUCGCAUCUCCAAACCGACGGGCGGAGGCGGAGGGCAGGCGCCCGCCUGGAGCACCAACCCCAAUGAAACUCCGCGCCGCGGCCGGAGGCUCCUAGCCCGUCCAGGAUUUGGGGCAGAGGAAACCGCCUGUUUGCCGACGGAGAUCGGCCGUCUGGGGGGGAGAUGGAGUCGCUGGCCGCCGCCAGUCAGCUGGGAACUGGGAGAGACUCUGGCUCCUCCUCCUCCUCCUCGCCCCACUCCAAGCAGGAGCUGCAGCCUUACUCGGGCGCCAGCCCCCUGAAGCCCAACCAAGUCGGGGAGACCUCCUUGUAUGGCGUGCCCAUCGUGUCGCUCGUCAUCGACGGGCAGGAGCGCCUGUGCCUGGCGCAGAUCUCCAACACGCUGCUCAAGAACUACAGCUACAAUGAGAUCCACAACCGACGGGUCGCGCUGGGGAUCACCUGCGUGCAGUGCACCCCGGUGCAGCUGGAGAUUCUCCGUCGGGCCGGCGCCAUGCCCAUCUCCUCGCGGCGCUGCGGCAUGAUCACCAAGCGGGAAGCCGAGCGCCUUUGCAAGUCCUUCCUGGGCGAGCACAAGCCGCCCAAGCUGCCGGAGAACUUCGCCUUCGACGUGGUGCACGAGUGCGCCUGGGGCUCGCGCGGCAGCUUCAUCCCGGCCCGCUACAACAGCUCGCGGGCCAAGUGCAUCAAGUGCAGCUACUGCAGCAUGUACUUCUCGCCCAACAAGUUCAUCUUCCACUCCCACCGCACCCCCGAGGCCAAGUACACGCAGCCCGACGCCGCCAACUUCAACUCGUGGCGCCGCCACCUCAAGCUCAGCGACAAGACGGCCACCGACGACCUCAGCCACGCCUGGGAGGACGUCAAGGCCAUGUUCAACGGCGGCACUCGCAAGCGGACCUUCUCCUUACACGGGGCGGGCGGCGGCGGUGGCGGCGGGAGCGCCUCCCAUGCGGCUAAGAGCUCCCUUCACCCGCCGCCGCCCUCCUCCACAGACCUGCCCCCGGUGCACAAGAGCCUGCGCUGCAGCGGCGCCGAGGAGCAGCCCGGGGAGCGCGGCGGGCUGGGCUUGCCCGCGGGGGCGCACGGGCCGGCCGCCGCCGUGCGAAGCUACCCGGUCAUCCCGGUGCCCAGCAAGGGCUUCGGGAUGCUGCAGAAGCUGCCGCCGCCUCUCUUCCCGCCCCCCUACGGCUUCCCCGCCGCCGCCUUCGGGCUGUGCCCCAAAAAGCAGGACGAUUCCCUGGGAGGCGCCGGAGGAGGGGACCAGGUCAAAGCCGGUGCUUUGCCGCAGGGCAUGUUUUGGGGGCCGCCGCACCCCCACCCGCCCCAGCCUCAGCAGCAGCCGGGGGGCUCGGCUAAGGACAGCGGAGUCUACCCGUCCUUCCCCAUGUUCUGGCCGGCCUCCGGGAGCCUCCCGGUGCCGCCCUACCCGGCCCAGAGCCAGGCCAAGGCGGCCGCCACGGCGGUUGUUGUGGCCGCGGCCGCAGCCGCCGCAGCCGCCGCAGUAGAGCCUCUAGGCCUGCGGAGCCACGGCCACGUGGAGCUGGAAGGGUCGGAGCCGUCGGGCAGCGAGCGCAGCAGCGCCACCCCACAGGAAGGCUCGGGCUCCGGGGCCGCCGACGGCGAGCGCUGCUCCAGCGCCCUCUCCAGAGCUGCGGCCGUCGGGGAGGAGGAGCGCUCCGGGGACGAAGCCUUGCUGCCUCCGCUGCCCCUGCCCAGGAAAGGCAGCUACCUGUCGGCCUUCCGCCCCGUCGUGAAAGACGCGGAGAGCAUAGCCAAGCUCUACGGGACCCGCGAGGCCUACGGAGGCCCCACCGGCUGCCCGGGCUACCUCUCACCGGACUUCCUCAGCGAAGGUAGCUCCAGCUAUCGCUCCCUCUCUCCUGGCAACGACACAGUGGACGAGCCCGAGGUGGACGUCGAAUCCAACCGCUUUCCCGAGGACGAGGACGAGGAAGAGGUGCCCGUCGAGGAAGCCGAGGAAGCCUCUCCGCCCCAGCAGCUUCUCUUGACCGAGACCGAGGAGCCUCUUGCAGCCGUUGGCAGCGUCGGCGUCUUGGCGGCCUCGGAGAAGCCUGCGGAGAAGGCCCUGGAGCCCGAAGGGAGCCCCCCGGCCAGGAGCAACAGCAGGGGCGGCUAUGAGGUGUAUCCGCAAGACAGAGAGGAUCGGUCGCAAGCUCUCAAAGCCAGCACCCCUCUGGGCCCCCAGACAACCCCUUACCUCUGCACUCCGGAGAGGAAUGAACCAGAUAAAGAAGACAAUCAUUCGACAGCUGAGGAUUUGGAGAGCAAGAAAUCCUAUCAGAACCAAAGGAGCGUCUCUCAGCCCAGCCCAGCCCACACCGACCGAGGAGACGAGGUGGUCAGCAUUGACGUCACUGGGACUCAACUGGGGGAGAAAGAUAUUGGGAACCUCGCGAGAGAUGAGUUGCAAAAACUCCUCAUGGAGCAAAUGGAGCUGAGGAAAAAACUGGAAAGGGAAUUCCAAAGUCUGAAAGAUAACUUUCAAGACCAGAUGAAGAGGGAACUGGCCUACCGCGAAGAAAUGGUGCAGCAGCUGCAAAUUGUGCGGGAUACCCUGUGCAAUGAGCUGGACCAAGAAAGGAAAGCUCGCUACGCCAUUCAGCAGAAGCUAAAAGAGGCCCACGACGCGCUGCACCACUUCUCCUGCAAAAUGCUGACUCCCCGCCACUGCACCGGGAACUGUUCCUUCAAGCCUCCUUUGCUGCCCCAGUGAGCGACCCUCCCCACAUCCAGCGCCCUCCCUCCCCGCAAAAGUCUGGGGCCGAAGCCGUCGCUGCUAGAGAAGCGUGGAAGCGGGAUGGGUGGGGAGGGAAGGGGCGUGCGUGCCACACAAACUCACACUCAAGAAAUCCUGGACGGGGAGGACGCCCGCGAGACACUAAGCCAUGCCUGAAUCGAAAGAAGCAGAGCUGUGUAAAUAAGACAGGCGAGGGAAUCCGGAGUGACCUGCGCUCCAUUCCCCGCCCCCGCCGUGUAAAUAGAGGCUGCGUCGGAUUGUUCCGCCGAUGGCAUCGGGACCACAGGCAGACUGAAAAGACCUCGAAGAGGGUGGAGGGUAAGGAAGGCGGGAGAGGGGGCGGA
Podarcis muralis (Common wall lizard) is the source of this 3158-nucleotide messenger RNA. It is a transcript of the gene SKOR1, whose product is annotated as SKI family transcriptional corepressor 1. Gene Ontology annotation, molecular function: SMAD binding; DNA-binding transcription factor activity, RNA polymerase II-specific; RNA polymerase II cis-regulatory region sequence-specific DNA binding. NCBI's taxonomy places the organism in Eukaryota, Metazoa, Chordata, Lepidosauria, Squamata, Lacertidae. Gene Ontology annotation, biological process: negative regulation of transcription by RNA polymerase II; negative regulation of BMP signaling pathway. Gene Ontology annotation, cellular component: nucleus; cytoplasm; transcription regulator complex. The record is from RefSeq and is a predicted model, not a curated record.